AGUGUGAAUUUGACGAUAUAACAGGAAUCAUUUCUACAGUUAUCCACCAUACAGACGAAGCGUCCGUCCCAUAUAAAAGUAGCAGAAACAAAGGCUUAGUCGUCUAUUCAUAUGGUCCCGGAUUCAAAAGAUCCCUUAAUCCCAAUCAGAAUAUUAUCGACAUAUUUGAAACUAUGGGAAUGGAAUGUGCUCAGAAAGUCGAAGUGGAGUGUUACCAUACGAAAAAUGUAGUCAAUAGAAUCUGGAUAUAUGGAUAUGGCUCGGAACCUUGUCUCCUGUAUCAAGAAUGUCUUGAUCGACUUGGAAACCCUGUUUGUAAUGGGACACAGAACCAGUGUCGAUGCAAUAUGACUGAACAGGACUGGUCAAAGACUCCAAGGGAUAUGUGGUUCAAAGAUACAUUUGUAUUAGACAACAUGGCAUAUGUUCCCGUCAGAGUUAUGAGAACAAAAGGUUUCAACUUACAAGGCCAGUUAAGAAUGGCUGUUGGACCACUUGUCUGUAACUCAACCAUGCCAAGGUCUUCAGACAAAAUUAAAUGCAACAAUGGAAAAGUAGUUCCUGCUGAUACUCGCUGCAUAUAUAAUGUUGAUAGAUACGGAUCUGCGACUGGGUGCAGGGAUAACACACAUCUUCUUAACUGUGAAUCGUUUAAAUGUCCAUACGGCUUUGUGAAAUGUCCUAACAGCUUUUGUAUACCGAUAAAGUCCGUCUGCGAUGAGCGUAUGGACUGCAUGUUUGGUGAAGACGAAUCAUUCUGCGAUACUUGGAAAUGUCCAAACCAGUUCAGAUGCAGAAAUUCGAAAACAUGUAUACCCCUGACUCAGGUAUGCAAUGGCUAUAACGACUGCUCUUCAGGCGACGACGAAACACACUGUAACGCUACGUGCCCCUCCUUCUGCACUUGUAUUGCGGGUGAUACGGAUUGCAGCAUGAGGAAACGGGAUCUCAGAAGCCUUACAUAUGUUUCAAAAGACACAAGAAAGCUGAAUUUAAAUAAUAACCGAGUGUUUUUGAAGAAUGAUAAAUCUUUUUUUGAGGGACUUGAUUACUUGUUCGAACUAAGUUUGGCAUAUUGUGAAAUUUCAUUGAUACCAGAUUUAUCAUUUUGGAAUCUUAAAAAUUUGCAUAAGCUGGAUUUAAGUUUUAACAAACUUGUGAAAAUCUCAAAACAGUCAUUCAAUGGGUUAGAAAAUCUAAAAGAAAUAAAACUAGAAGGGAACAAACUUCUCUCAGAUAUAGAAGUUAAUUCAUUCCGUUUUUUUAAAGAUAUGACGAUUUUGGAUUUAAGCGGUUUAUCUUUGAGAAAAGUUGCUGAAAAUACAUUUCAAGGAAUGUCGAAACUUCAGGUCCUAAAUAUUUCUUAUAAUCAAAUCAAUACAGUCGAUGGUAAUGCUUUCAAAAGUUUACAAAACCUACAAAUACUGGAUAUGCAACAAAACGCAAUUUCAGUAUUCGGAAAAGAUUCAUUUGCCGGUUUAAACACACUGUCCUUCUUGUACACCGAUUCUUAUAUGUUUUGUUGCAUAAAGCCAACAAGUUUAGACAUAGAUAAUUGUUUCCCAUCACCUAAUGAAUUCUCUUCUUGUUCAGAUCUAAUGCGUAAUGAAGUGUUGCGUGUGUUUAUUUGGUCUGUAGCUAUAUUCGCCUUUUUCGGAAAUAUUCUAUCAUUUGUAUUUCGCUUUCUGUCAGAACGUGACACGUGUAAGUGUGGUUAUGGCAUUUUGGUCACAAACUUGUCGGUGGCAGACAUGCUUAUGGGUAUUUAUUUGUUAAUUGUAUCAAUUGCUGACGAAACCUAUAGAGGGCGUUAUAUUUGGAAUGAUGUUUCAUGGCGAAAUAGCACGUAUUGUUCACUUGCUGGCGGGUUUGCCAUAGUUUCAAUGGAAAGUUCUGUGCUCAUACUCACUCUGAUCACAUUGGAUCGUUUCAAAUCGACCAAAUUUCUGUCAGGUUUCACAGCGUCAUAUGUCCUGGUUUUGUGUGCCGUUGUUUGGAUCACAGCCAUUAUAUUUGCAGUAAUACCUAUCCUCCCUUUGGAGCAAAUGAAACAUUAUUUUGGAGAGUCGUUCUAUUCUACAUCAGCUGUUUGCCUUACUUUGCCAUUGACAACCGAACGUUUGUCCGGCUGGCGUUAUUCGACGGGUGUGUUGAUUGUCUUCAACUUUUUUUGCUUUGUUUGUAUCGCCAUUGGUCAAAGUUUUAUUUACGUAACCAUCAGCAGAACCAAAAUUAUGCUCGAAAGUCCAGAUCGCCGAGUUCAAUUCCAAGUUUCUCGAAGGCUGUUGGCAAUUGUAAUGGUUGAUUUCCUGGCAUGGUUUCCAGUUUGUGUUUUUGGAGCAAUUGCAUUGUAUGGGGGAACCGUUAGUGAUGAUGCAUACACAUGGGUUGCUGCUUUUGUUAUGCCCCUGAAGUCAGCUUUGAAUCCAAUCUUAUAUUCGUACUCGACAUUCAGUAACUCUCGGUUGGGUCGCAGGAUUCUAAAAGUCCUUAGGUGUCAAACCACUCGAGUUUCAACGGGAAAACAAGUUGCAGAACAUCUACAAAACGUCCGCAAGGUUAAUAAAAUGGGAUGUCUCGUGUCGCACCAAGACAAGAAAUAUCUGUCCCUCAAGGAAUACUUCACAUCAGCACGCACUAUUCCAAUGAUGAACUUGGUUAUUGUGACAGCACGUGUAGCGUUUAUCCUGGACAAAAUACAUGAUACGGGCCUGACGGUAGGCCGCUUUGGAGCUGACCACGUCAUGGUGAAACCCGACACAAACAAGACAAUUUCUAAACUCGUCAUGAAAUGUUUACCACGUGAAGUAAAAAAUGAAAAAGAGAAAAGAAUGAAUAUUGGCGAUUUUGGUAAAUUGUUAGGAUGGAUGCUAAAGCGUUACAAUAAGCAGAAUGUAGGGACAAUCGAAUACCCUAACUAGUCAGAGCGAAAACAAAACAUAUUUGGAAAAAACAGAACAGACUCUUUUUACACAUUCUAGUGUUUUAUAUGUAAAUGUUUAUUAAUAAUGUUGUUUUGAAUUUGUUAUUUUAAAUAUUGUACGAAUUUAAUAUUUUGUGGUGUCUUUGUGUCCGUUUAACUUUAGUAAAAAAACUGUCUGACUAGCACAUGACUGUUAGUGUUUUGUCUUUUAAACGUUUACAUUAUUCAGCUUUGUUUUUAAUUAAAUGUUUGAUCCAUGUUGUUUGGUUUUGUGAUGCAGUGGGUGUCUCUUUGGAGUCCAUUUAUCGUUCUAGUCAACGCAUUAUUAAAAUUUUUAUUGUCAUCCCAAUCUUGAAAUAAAUUUUCGAUGCCAAAAUUGUAUAUGGUAGCAUUAAAGACAUUUUUUAUUUAUUAUCGUUAUAUCGUUUAUCAUAAUAAGACACAAUGGAGGACAACCGUACAUGUACAUGCGAAGGUUUGCGUUUUCCGGAUAUUUCGAAGAGGACAAUUUUUGGGGUUGCUGUUUUUUUCUUUUCUAUUUAUUGUUGUUCUUUUUUUUUUUUUUUUUUUUCAUUUUCAAUCAUCAAAGUUGUUGUAAUCGUACUUAAAGGUAUUGUCUUUAUUGUUUUCAAUACAAAUCAAUAAUAGCACCCAUACAUAUUUUAAGUGAUUUUUAAACUUAUCUUAAUAUGUAAUUUGUAAAGUAAUUAACUUUGAUUCUACUUUUUAUUAUUUAUCAGGGAUAUUUGAUAACUUUUCUAUAAUUGAGUACAAACUUAAACCUUGAUUUGACUUAUAUCGAAAAAUAUUACAGUUUCAUUGAAAGAAUAUUUUUUUCUUUUUUUUUCUUUUUAAACUGUAAGGACGCAUUUUGUGACUUUUUAACUCAGACUUAUUUUACAUAUUAGACUCUUGUUGUUGUUGUUGUUAUUUGACUAGAUUAAACAAGCGCGGACAAAGAGAAUCUGUAGUAGAAGAUAUAGUGCACGGGUUGCUUCUUAUAGCCAAACUAAGGGAAGUGGUGAUCAAUUUAAUUUUUGAUUUGUUAAGAUUUAUCUUUUGUUGUGUUUUUCGUGCAUACAGUCAGUGUAUAUGUUUAGUACUAAUAAACGUAAAUGUGCAUCUA
Mercenaria mercenaria is the source of this 4049-nucleotide messenger RNA. RefSeq names its product G-protein coupled receptor GRL101-like. The record is from RefSeq and is a predicted model, not a curated record. The transcript has 12 exons. Gene Ontology annotation, cellular component: membrane. Lineage: Eukaryota; Metazoa; Mollusca; Bivalvia; Venerida; Veneridae. Bases 174 to 2921 code for a protein of 915 amino acids. Gene Ontology annotation, biological process: G protein-coupled receptor signaling pathway. Gene Ontology annotation, molecular function: protein binding; G protein-coupled receptor activity.